GCACGAUGGGGCUGGAGCUAAGCACGCGGUAUUGACUUCUUCAUUGCAUAUUAUCGAUGGUCUUGCUCUUGCUUUAUUUCAAUAUUUUAGUCAUGGGUGAUGUCGAUGUUGCUCUUGCUACCAACCUGGACCCUCAUGCAUCUUCCCACCUAUCCUCACAGGCGACCUCGAGCGCCACGACGCACAAGCGUCCGCAAAGCGCCUGCGCAAUGACCAAACAACCGCAUCGAAAAGGGAAUGUGAGUGCCUCCUUACAAGCAGCAACAUCUUCAUCAUCUUCAACCCACACAAGUAUGCAAAAAGCUGACGCCUUACUGAGUCGGCUCGACCUCUGUGUAUCCAAAACGCUAGAGUUUGCACUAUCGCCGCGACGAGCUUGGAAGCCCCUACAAGACUGGAAUUCAAAUGUCGUAGAUGUAGUGAAUACGAAUAGUAGUAUGAACAAUGCACUACAUGUACAUGAUCAUCAGCUCCAGGAGGUUUCCCUUUCCGUAGUAGAAGAUUCCGCAGCAUCAAAUGGACGUCAUGCAUCACCACGUGCUACAAGUCAAGAUCCUCCUACUUCUGCCUCUCAGUUGCAGAACAAGAGCAACUACAAGCCUUCACAACAUGGCUCUCAAUCCCAAACAAGUAAGAAACGCAGUAUGAUCGAUGAGCGUUUUAGAUUAACAGGCGUUGUUGAUCUGAAAAAAGUUCCUGCGAAUCUUAGGAGUCGGCCUGAGUGGGAUAGUCAACCUCUCGUUCCUAUGUCGAAAUACUCCCGUGGAGAUCCGUGGUCGG
Molecule: messenger RNA, 780 nt
Organism: Amoebophrya sp. A25
Lineage: Eukaryota; Dinophyceae; Syndiniales; Amoebophryaceae
Source: the annotation of a GenBank genome assembly